AUGGCUGCCGAGCCCGCCAAAGAGGUCGAUGUUAAGACCACGGCCAUGAAUACGAUAAUUGAUGACUGCGCAGAGGGCGAAAGUGCGGCGAUCUAUAUUGACCCAAAGAAAGAAGCAGCAGCGCUGGCGAAAUUCGACAAGACGGUGCUGCCCGUAUCCAUGAUUUUUUUGAUUUUAUCUAGCCUUGACCGUAACAAUCUCGGCAACGCCCGUGUUUUUGGAUUCGAUGCUGACAUUGGCCUCACUGGCGGCGACUUUGGCAAUAUAACGACACUAUCUAGUGUUUGCACCAUUGUUUUUGAACUUCCGUGGGUUCUUGCCGUCCGUCGUUACGGUGCGACCAAGGCAAUUGGGACUGCGUUUGUUUUGUGGAGUCUGUGUACGCUGGGCACUGCAUUCAUCCACACUUACGGCCAGGCCAUCGCCUGUCGUAUGCUGCUCAAUGCAGCCGAGGCGGGCCUUGCACAGAGUUUUGCGUACCUAUUUUCAACCAUAUAUCCACGGGAGACGGCUGGCAAACGCAUCAUGACGACCAACCUCGCACAGUGCAUCUCUGGCUCAUUUGGUGGACUUUUUGCGUACGCUGUCCAGACAAUGGGCGAACGCCGCGGCCUUGCAGCUUGGCGCUGGCUGUUUAUCAUCGAGUUUUGUAUCACGAUCGUCAUUGGCGGCAUUGGCUGGCUAUUCAUUCCCACGUCUGCCGAGUCAGCUUGGUUCCUGACCAAGGAGGAAAAGGAGACCAUGCGACUAAAGAAGCAGCGCGAUAUUAUGCACCGAGGCGACACCAAGUUUGAGCGCAAGUGGAUCCGGAUUGCGCUGUUGGAUCCCUUUGUGUGGAUGUUGGCCAUCGCCUUCUUUACGUCGUCUAUUGCAAUCAACGGGUUUGGCGUCUUUUUGCCGACCAUUCUUUCUGGCCUUGGGUUUGCCUCGUUGACUGUGAACUAUCUCACAAUUCCAGUUUAUAUCUUGGGCGCAAUCUCGCUCGUGAUUCAGUGCUAUUUUUCCGACAAACUCCGGCAGCGUGGUGUCUUCAUUAUCGCAUCAUGCAUCCCGGUAUCUGUGGGAUACCUUAUUUGUGUCGGCACUUCCAAUCAACAUGCCGGUUACGCUGGCAUGUUCAUUCUUGUGUUGGGUCUUUAUUCUAUCUCGACACUGGCCGUCACUUGGAUAUCGACCAACCUGUCCCCAGACUCUAAGCGCGCCAUUGGUAUGCCCAUUGCAUACUCCAUUGCCAACAUUUCCGCUGUCGUGUCUGGGCAGCUGUAUCCUGACCAGCAUGGGCCGCGAUACAUCCCGGGCAAUGCAAUCUCGGCGGGCCUCUCGGUCGUUGCAGGACUUUUGUACGCCUCCUGCUAUUUUUUGUUGCGGCACCGCAACGCCAAGAAGGCCAAGUUGCUCAACGAGGGCGCGACGACCAACGGCUUGGAAGGAGACCAGAGUCUCGAGUCAAUGUAUAUUCUUUAA
Messenger RNA from Sporothrix brasiliensis 5110, 1464 nucleotides. RefSeq names its product high-affinity nicotinic acid transporter. Gene Ontology annotation, cellular component: membrane. The record is from RefSeq and is a predicted model, not a curated record. NCBI's taxonomy places the organism in Eukaryota, Fungi, Ascomycota, Sordariomycetes, Ophiostomatales, Ophiostomataceae. Gene Ontology annotation, biological process: transmembrane transport. The transcript has 4 exons. Bases 1 to 1464 code for a protein of 487 amino acids. Gene Ontology annotation, molecular function: transmembrane transporter activity.